Messenger RNA from Lepisosteus oculatus (spotted gar), 728 nucleotides. The record is from RefSeq and is a predicted model, not a curated record. NCBI's taxonomy places the organism in Eukaryota, Metazoa, Chordata, Actinopteri, Semionotiformes, Lepisosteidae.
GCAGGGUUACGGCCUGUUUCAUCGCGAGCCGGUUAUUCACAAAGCGCGGAGCUGCGCAAGGCGGAGCAAAAUGGCGGCGACUGUAGCAACGAUCGGAGCUCAGCAGCUUUCUUACAGCAAUGACCUGGUACCGGAUUGGGCCUCUCGGGAAGUCAGCACCGGGACACCGGGGUCCUGCCUGCCGGUAUUGAGUCCCCCUCUCUCUCUUAGCAUCGAGCUGGACGAGCUGCCCCUGGUGCAGACCGCUGCUAACCUCUUCAAAGACAUGUGCUACCGGUACCGCGAGGAGCUGAUGGCUGGCAUCAUUGUCGCCGGCUGGGACAAGAGGCGGGGAGGACAGGUGUACACAGUGCCCAUGGGGGGGAUGAUGGUGAGGCAGCCAGUAUCAGUUGGUGGUUCUGGCAGCUCCUACAUCUAUGGCUUCAUUGACUCCAACUACAGACCCGGAAUGAACCAGGAGGAGUGUCUGCGCUUCACCGCUGAGGCUCUCUCCCUGGCGAUGGAGAGAGAUGGUUCCAGUGGAGGAGUUGUGCGUCUGGCCGCCAUCACCGAGGGGGGUGUGGAGAGACGCGUCAUUCUCGGGAAUCAGCUCCCCAAGUUCUCCAGCGCCUGAGAUGAGUCGGAGCCUCCAAACAUGGGCUCCACCAUCUAGGAUUGGUUCACCUAGUCCAUAACCACAAUCUAGUUAUCAAGCCAAUAAAUUGUAUUUAUGAUGCAUUUUUCUUGGU